Messenger RNA from Kwoniella shivajii, 351 nucleotides. RefSeq lists its product as uncharacterized. The transcript has a single exon. The record is from RefSeq and is a predicted model, not a curated record. Bases 1 to 351 code for a protein of 116 amino acids. NCBI's taxonomy places the organism in Eukaryota, Fungi, Basidiomycota, Tremellomycetes, Tremellales, Cryptococcaceae.
AUGUCUGCUUCAACCUCAUCGUCAAUCAAAACAUUCUCAGACCUCUCUGCCCAUUAUGGGAAUUAUAUAGCAACUAUCAAUUCACUGCCAUCUACCAAGCUUGAUCCAUAUCUUGCCAAUUCCGUAAAUCACAACGACCGAACCUUAUCAAGAGAGGAGUAUACCAAAUUGAUUAUUCCCGGCUCAACAUUCACCAUAAUUGACACAGUUGUGGACGUCAAUAAGAAACAGAUUGCUGCAAAAUUAGAUAUAACUCUUGAAGAUAAGAAAAAGGUUAAAGAGAUUGUUGUUUAUGCGUUAGAUGAUGAGUGGAGGAUCGAAAGAGUUUGGAGUGUAGUAGAGUUUUCAUGA